CUUUGUUUAAAUUUUGUACAGCGAAUUGCACAACAAAUUGAAAGUAUGUGGUUAAAAAUAAUUAUUGAGGACGUUUUCCAAAAAUAGAUUAUAUGUUUGUCUUUUCCAUACAAAAUACGGCGCCUCACAUCAUUCCUUAACAGCUUCUUGAUUGAUACACACGAGUGGCCACACAGGCGGACAACAUUCACACAGGACAGGUCAAUCAAACUUCUCGGCCAUUUUAUCAAAUCAUUCAACAGCAAAUUUUCUUACAAACACUGAAAUGGAAGGCAUCGUAGCAGAAGGGCAUACCCAAACACUAGUGAAACCAUCACCAUGGGGAAAGGCUGUCCAAUCAAGUCCCUGGGGUCAAUCAACCAAUCAGAAUGCUGCCCCUUGUAGUCUAGAAGAAGUGAUGAGCGAACAGUUGGCUAGCGAGCUUCAACAAGAAGAAGACAAAACGUGCGGCUUUCCGGAGGCUGCCGGUGUUGAUGUAGAGCCAGAAAUCCAGGAGCUUAUAGAAGCAGCGAACAGUGAAGGGGACACAAGCAGUGACGUAGUUCUGGCCCGCAUGCUUCAGAUGCAGUACGACCAGGAACACAACCAGCUGCUCCAGGCACAGGAGUCACACCUCAAUAAGUGCAACACUGUGAAAGUGUCGUUUGAGAAGUACAAGUUAGAAUACCCAGCUUUCAGUGAUGAUGAAAAGGAAGACAGCCAGUGCUUUGAUGAUGAGUACGAGAACAAGAAGACAGAAUGGGAGAAAAGUCCAGUAGUGGCAUCAUCCAAAGGAUAUUCUGGCCGAGGAAAAAACAUCGUUACAAAGCAUGAUGCAGUCAUUUGUGGGCGGAAAAACGCUUCAAAAAUGAUGGACUUCACGCCCGAGUUUGAGAGUGGGGACUGUGAAGAAAUGGACAUGCGGCUGCCAAACAACGUUUAUAAUCAUCUGAAACGACACAGCAAUAAAGCAGACAGACGUCAGCAAAAACUACACGAGAAGAAGGAACACUCCACUGCGGAGCAUGCCAUGGAUCCACGUACACGCCUCCUGCUUUACAAGCUGGUGAACAGUGGCACCCUUGAGUCGAUCAGUGGCAGUAUCAGCACUGGGAAGGAGUCUGUCGUGCUACACGCUUAUGGAGGAAGGAUAGAGGGCAGAACCCUCGCGACAGAAGUGGCAAUCAAGGUGUUCAAAACAACGCUGAGCGAGUUCAAGACUCGAGAGAAGUACGUUCAUGGCGACCAUCGCUUCUCCAAGGAUGACUACAAGAAACAGAACCCCAGGAAGAUCAUCAAGAUGUGGGCCAUGAAGGAGUGUGCUAAUCUGGGCAGAAUGCACAAAUUCAACAUCCCAUGUCCAGUGGUACAGAUCAUAAAGAAGCAUGUCCUGGUGAUGACCUUCAUAGGGGAGGACCGCAAACCUGCACCGAAACUGAAACAUGCCAAACUGUCAGCAGAAAAUAUAGAGGACGCUUAUGACCAGGUGGUGAAGAUUAUGCGUAAGAUGUACCUGAAGUGUGGCCUGGUACAUGCGGACCUCAGUGAGUACAACAUGUUGUGGCAUGCAGACACAGUGUGGAUCAUUGACGUUUCACAAGCGGUGUACCUAGACCACCCUCGAGCUCUCGAGUUCCUCUAUAGGGACUCCACCAAUGUGGUUAACUUCUUCUCUGAAAGUGGAGCCCAUGCAGUGAUGACCCCUGAGCAGCUGUUUAACAAGGUUACCGACCUGGAUAUCAGGGGUCAAGGGUCAGACUUCAUUGCACAGGUGCAGAGAUAUGCAAAAGAGAAAAGUCAAGAGCUAAUUGCGAAUGAAAAAAGUGACAAAAACUAUGCGUUUGAUUACUUCUUUGAUAAAUCCGUAAGGGACAAGAGCAAUUUCGAUACGCUGAUUAUUUCCGACUCGGACAGCGAAGAAGACGAUGAAGAUGUUGAUGAUGAAGUUUGUAGUGAUAUUAAAGAAGAAGGAUAUAUGGAUGUAAUAUAUGAUACUGCUAAUGUUGUGGAUAAUGCUUGUAGUGACGAUAAUAAUGCUACUGCUGGUGAAGUUGAUAAUCUAAAAGAUGAAAAUUGUAAGAAUGGUAGCAGGGGUGGUGUGUGUGAAGACAAUGAAGCAGGUGAAAUGAAGGAGGUUUCUAUAAAUGAUGAGACUGCACAGGGUUCCAGCUAGUAAACCUACAGUUGUGCAAAAUCAGGUUUACUAUGUGGCCAGUAAAGCUGGUAAAAGAUUGGGAAAAAACUCUCUGCCUCAAUUAGGCAAUAACAAGAUUAUGCUGAUUAGAAAAAAACUUACCUGUUUGUUUGUGUGCCCAUUAAAGCUGAAAAAAGACGGAUAGAAAAAACUCAUUGCCUCAAAUAGACAGUACAAAAAUAGUGAUGGUUAGAAAAACUUAGAAAUUUAAAAGAAUCAUUUAACAAAAAUGGUAUCAUAUUAUAUGUAAUAAGCUUAUCAAGGCUUCUUUGGUCUAUUGUUACAAAAUGUCAAACUUAAAAUUAAGCCUAUUGUUUGUUUCAAAUAUGUACACAUAGAAGAAUGGAGAAGGUAGUUGAGGCUUUUAGCCGUACCAUGGUAAUGUAAAGUUUUUAUUAUUGUUUUUGUCAUUUAAUCUAUGAAUCAGUGAUGUUAUAGAAAAACCUGAAGUCAGUGAAGUUUUAGAAACUUUGAAACCUGAAUCUUUUCUUGGAAUAAGAUGCAUUUUCACGGGAAUACAAACGAGACUCUUUUUUGGAAAACGGGGCUUAAUGCAUGUGCGUUAAGUGUCGUCCUAUAUUAGACACGUUCCCCCUGAACUGAAUUUUCGUUUAGAAGAGACUAAUCGUAAACAAAAAAUUCCAUUAAAGCAGAAAGUAUCGUCCCCGAUUAGCCUAUGUGGUGUGCACCGGCUAAUGUAGAGCAAUACUUUAAUCACAUUUAUUGAGUCCUGUUUUCACAGUGCGCAGCAUAUAUAUUUUAUUGAGUCUUGUUUUCAGGUAAUGGGUUUUGUGUUAAAAGAUGGAUGAUUUAUUUGUUUUAUCAUCACUUUUUUAUAGAUAUAUUAUAUUAUAAGAUUGAAGAUUUAAUUGCUAGAUAAUAAAAUAAAGCUCUAAUUGGAAGUGUUGUCAGCAUUGAAAUUGCUGAACCAGUUUGUUAGUGUGUUAAUGUAUGUAUGCGGCAAACGAUUAAUAAGUUCUUGUCUAUCAUUUGCACGAGCUAUAAAGUACUGCAUUAACAAAACGACAUUGUCAUUUAUGCUUAUUUAAAACGUAUAUACUUGCAACAAAAAAUAAACGUUUACACUAUUUG
This is a messenger RNA of Dreissena polymorpha, 3265 nucleotides long. Its product is annotated as serine/threonine-protein kinase RIO3-like. Bases 266 to 2152 code for a protein of 628 amino acids. Gene Ontology annotation, biological process: maturation of SSU-rRNA. Gene Ontology annotation, cellular component: cytosol; preribosome, small subunit precursor. Gene Ontology annotation, molecular function: protein serine/threonine kinase activity; ATP binding. The transcript has 12 exons. The record is from RefSeq and is a predicted model, not a curated record. Lineage: Eukaryota; Metazoa; Mollusca; Bivalvia; Myida; Dreissenidae.